GACCUGCCACGUUAACGGGGUGCUCGCCUCGCCGCCCGGUGCGAGGGCUGUGCGCGGGGAGCUGCGAGGGCCGCGGGCUGGGAAGGCUGCGUGGAAAGCUUUCCUUGGCACUGGUGAAGCGGCUCUGCAGAGAGAGGAAGGGAUCUCGCUUCCAGGUGUUCUUUUCCAUUCGGUGCCGUGGUUGAGCUAAGGCAGGGAAAGCUCGGUGUCCUCACAAAACACAACUGAUCUGUCACCUUUCCUCCAGGUGCCCUGAAUGACUGAUAACUCACCCGCCAUAGCUAGGCUGACAGUGGCAACCUGCUGCUUAAUGGCUCAGUUACCGUCCUUCCACUUAGGGCGUUCAUUGUCUGGCUGGCAAAUGGAGAGACAAUUCGUGUCUAUAAAAUGACAAAGAAGGACGACGGCAGCUUCACCUUCACUGCAUCUUCUGAGGACUUCCCAAAGAAGCACAAAGCUCCUGUCAUUAACAUAGGAGUUGCAGAAACAGGAAAAUUUAUCAUGACAGCUUCCAGUGACACCACCAUCCUGAUCUGGAACCCGAAGGGUGAAGUCCUUGCCAGCAUUAACACUAACCAGAUGAACAAUGCCUAUGCUGCUGUGUCACCAUGUGGGAGGUUUGUGGCAUCAUGUGGCUUUACUCCUGAUGUAAAGGUUUGGGAAGUGUGUUUUGGCAAGAGCGGAGAUUUUCGGGAAGUGACCAGGGCUUUUGAGCUGAAAGGCCACGCUGCUGGUGUAUAUUCCUUCUCCUUCUCUAAUGACUCGAGGCGGAUGGCAACUGUUUCUAAGGACGGGACAUGGAAGUUCUGGGACACAGACGUGGAAUACAAGAAGCAGCAGGACCCGUACCUGCUGCUGACGGGGAGGUGCGAGGUGUCGGAGCCGUGCCGCAUCGCGCUGUCCCCCGACGCUCACGUUGCAGCCAUCUCCUGCGGCACGACUAUCGCCGUGUACAACACGCGCCGAGGGGAGGAGGAGGAGCGCUUUGUCGGCGUUCACGGACAGCACAUAGCAGAUUUGGCUUUUGACACCACCGGCCGCUUCCUGGUGUCCUGCGGUGACCGGGCCAUCCGCGUGUUCCACAACACACCCGGCUACCGCGCCGUGGUGGAGGAGAUGGAGACCAUGCUGAGAAAAACCACCACCAAAGCCACCCGGGAGCGGCUGGAGCAGCAGAUCGCCGGUGCCAGGAAAGCGCUGGCUGCCAUCUGCGGCAGGAAGCAAUAGCAGUUCCGUGCGGGAGCGGCGCGCCGGGUUUGACCGAUAAAACAAUGAACAGAUUGCAAUAAAAGAGCGCUCACGGCUU
This is a messenger RNA of Meleagris gallopavo (turkey), 1306 nucleotides long. NCBI's taxonomy places the organism in Eukaryota, Metazoa, Chordata, Aves, Galliformes, Phasianidae. The record is from RefSeq and is a predicted model, not a curated record.